AUGGGCAUCAUUCGCUCCCGACAAGAAGACACCCGAACGGCUCAGAUGAUGGCUCUGAUCUUUCCGGAGCUGGAUUCCAAGUUUGCCCAAUUCCCCAUGAAACGGGGAAAUUGGUUGUAUCCCAUAGAAACUGAAAGUGAUGAGCAAGGAUGUCCUGCCUUUAUUCCCUUGGACAAAAUGACAGAGAUGAAGGAACACUACGUUUAUGGGUCAGCAACCCACAAACAUUUGGGAACCAGGCAAGGAUACUAUCAUGUCCUCACCAAAGAAGCUCAUAUGAUCCUCCACCAUCGUAUGCAAGGACCACUGCAACUCCAGUAUCUGUGUGCCAUCGAUGGCCACAAGAGAGAAGCUUGGUCCAGAACACAAAAAAUACUCAAAUUUAGAUCUCUCUGCGGACUGGCGGAUGAUGACCACUGUUUGUUUACUGGAAAUAGGGUACAAACCAUCCAAGGCAAAUCUGCUCUGGCCGCGUUGCUGGGGGCCUCUGGUAUGUCAAGAUAUGCAUAG
Seminavis robusta is the source of this 510-nucleotide messenger RNA. Lineage: Eukaryota; Bacillariophyta; Bacillariophyceae; Naviculales; Naviculaceae. The record is from the annotation of a GenBank genome assembly.